Messenger RNA from Malurus melanocephalus (red-backed fairy wren), 5663 nucleotides. RefSeq names its product protein tyrosine phosphatase non-receptor type 23 (gene PTPN23). The transcript has 25 exons. Gene Ontology annotation, biological process: early endosome to late endosome transport; protein dephosphorylation; protein transport to vacuole involved in ubiquitin-dependent protein catabolic process via the multivesicular body sorting pathway. Lineage: Eukaryota; Metazoa; Chordata; Aves; Passeriformes; Maluridae. Gene Ontology annotation, molecular function: protein tyrosine phosphatase activity; protein binding. Gene Ontology annotation, cellular component: endosome. The coding region runs from base 113 to 5335 and encodes 1740 amino acids. The record is from RefSeq and is a predicted model, not a curated record.
UGUCCCGUGAGGCCCCGCGCGCGGUUCCGGCGGGCCGGGCCGGGCUGGGAUCGGGAUCAGGGCCGGGAUCGGGCCGGGAUCGGGGCCAGGCCGGGAUCGGGGCCGGGCCGGGAUGGAGGCCGUGCCCCGCAUGCCCAUGAUCUGGCUCGACCUCAAGGAGGCCGGAGAGUUCGCCUUCAACGCCGCCGUCAAGAAGUUUGUCUUGAAGAACUAUGGGGAGAACCCGGAGAACUACAAUGAGGAGCUGCGGAAGCUGGAGCUGCUCCGGCAGAGCGCCGUCAGCGUUCCCAGGGACUUCGAGGGCUGCAGCACCUUGCGCAAGUACCUGGGACAGCUGCAUUUCCUGCAGAGCCGCAUCCCCAUGGGAAACGGGCAGGACGCGGCCGUGCCGGUCACCUGGACUGAGAUCUUCUCGGGCAAGACGGUGACACAUGAGGACAUCAAGUAUGAGCAGGCCUGUGUCCUCUACAACCUGGGAGCUCUGCAUUCCAUGCUGGGAGCCAUGGACAAGCGAGUGUCUGAGGAGGGCAUGAAGGUUUCCUGCACCCACUUCCAAUGUGCUGCUGGUGCCUUCACCUACCUGCGGGAUCACUUCCCACAUUCCUACAGUGUGGACAUGAGCCACCAGAUCCUCAGCCUCAACAUCAACCUUAUGCUGGGCCAGGCACAGGAAUGUCUCCUGGAGAAGUCCAUGCUGGACAACAGGAAAAGCUUCCUCGUGGCCCGGAUCAGUGCCCAGGUGGUGGAUUACUACAAGGAGGCSUGCCGGGCGCUGGAAAACUCGGAGACGGCCUCACUGCUCGGCAAGAUCCAGAAGGAUUGGAAGAAACUGGUUCAGAUGAAAAUCUAUUAUUUUGCUGCCGUGGCCCACCUGCACAUGGGGAAACAGGCUGAGGAGCAGCAGAAGUUUGGGGAAAGGGUCAUCUACUUCCAGAGUGCUCUGGAUAAGCUCAACGAAGCCAUCAAGCUGGCAAAGGGACAGCCUGAAACUGUGCAGGAAGCUCUGAGGUUCACCAUGGAUGUCAUCGGAGGGAAGUACAAUUCAGCCAAAAAAGACAAUGACUUCAUCUACCACGAGGCUGUGCCCGCACUGGACACUCUGCAGUCUGUCAAAGGUGCCCCCUUGGUGAAGGCUCUGCCCGUCAACCCCACGGACCCCGCGGUCACCGGCCCUGACAUCUUUGCCAAGCUGGUGCCCAUGGCUGCCCACGAGGCCUCGUCCCUGUACAGCGAGGAAAAGGCCAAACUGCUGCGGGAUGUGAUGGCCAAGAUUGAAGCCAAGAACGAAGUGCUGGACCAGUUCAUGGACUCCAUGCAGCUGGAYCCUGAGACCGUGGACAACCUGGACAUGUACAACCACAUUCCACCCGUGCUGAUGGAGAAAUGUGCCGCGCUCAGCGUGCGCCCCGACACCGUCCGCAACCUCGUCCAGUCCAUGCAGGUGCUCUCCGGGGUCUUCACCGAUGUGGAGGCAUCGCUGAAGGAGAUCCGGGACCUGCUGGAAGAGGAUGAGGUGCAGGAGCGGAAGCUGCAGGAGCUGCUGGGGAGGGUCCCGCCGGCACCGGGGUCCCCCCCGGGGCUGGCCGAGGUGAGCAAGGAGUGCUCCAAGUACCUGGAGCUACACGAGAAGGCCAGUUUCACCAACACCGAGCUGCACCGUGCCAUGAACCUGCACCUGGGCAACCUGCGCCUGCUCGGCGGCCCCCUGGAGCAGGUCCGGGCYGCGCUGCCCACCCCCAGCCUCUCCGAAGAUGACAAACAGGUGCUGCAGAACCUGAAGCGGAUUCUGGCCAAAGUGCAGGAGAUGCGGGACCAGCGAAUGUCCCUGGAGCAGCAGCUGCGGGAGAUGAUCCAGAAGGAUGACAUCACAACCUCACUGGUUACUACUGACCGCUCUGAGAUGAAGAAGCUCUUCGAGGAGCAGCUGAAGAAGUACGACCAGCUCAAAGUGUACCUGGAGCAGAACUUGGCUGCCCAGGAGAACGUGCUCAAGGCCCUGACCGACGCCAACGUCAAAUACGCGGCCGUGCGCAAGGCCCUGGCUGAGGUGGAGCACAAAUGGAACACGACYGUGCAGACCCUGGUGGCCUCUUACGAGGCCUAUGAGGACCUGAUGAAGAAGUCCCAGGAGGGGAAGGAUUUCUACACGGACCUGGAGGGGAAGGCGGCCAAGCUGCUGGAGCGAGCRCGAGCCGCGUGCCAGGCCAGCGAGGCACACCGGCAGCAGCUGCUGGAGAGGGAGCUGAAGAAGCAGCCGCCUCCCCGACCCACGGCCCCGAAGCCCCCCCUGCAGAAGAAGCUGCCGGAGCUGGAGGCUGGGGGUCCCGAGGCCGCCGAGUUGGGCUCCCUGGUGCUGUCGGAGCUGCCAGAGGAGCUGCGGAGCAUCCCCCCGGAGCUGCUGCCUGGGUCUCUGGCCCAGCUACCCCCGCCUGCGCUGGCCGCCAUGGCCGSGGGGCUGCGGCCCCCUGAGCCCUACAUGCUGCCAGGAGGGGUGGCCAGCGCCCCGCURCCACCCUUGGCCCCCACGCCCCCCUUCCCGGGCCACUACCGCCUGCCCGGGCCCCCUGCCAUGCCUGGCCCCUUCCCUCCCACCGGGGGAGUUCCGGGGCAGCUCCUGCAGCCCUCGGCCCCUGCCGGGCCCGCCCCCAGCUCUGCCGCCCCCCAGCUCUUCCCGGCCACACCCCUGAUCCGUGCCCCGGGACAGCCAAGCUUUGGGGGGCCCCAUGGGCUGCCCCCGCGCUCGUCCCCCCAGCACGGGGCCCUGCCCACCCCCGCCUACGGCCUGGGCCAGCCCGGGGCAGCCCCUGGCCCACUCCGGCCCCCCAUGCCUGGGGCAGCACCCGUGGUUGCCCAGCCAGGGAUGGGUGGCCCUGAACCCCCGGGGACACGCCCGGCCACCACCACGGUGGACAGUAUCCAGGCCCCCAUCUCCAGCUGCUCYUUGCCCCCCCGCGGACCUCCGGGCCCCUUCCUGCCCCCCCAGCGCCCGGCGGUGCCCCCUUCCCCCUUCCCUUUCCCCUACACUGCAGCGAGAGUUCAACCCUUCACGGCACCGGCCCAGCCUCCCUUUCCCCCGGCACAGCCUCCGCCCGCCUUCGCCCAGGGCCCCCAGCACUUGCCCCCGCGUCCCUUCCUGUCCCCGGGCCAAGCCCAGRCCCCGCUGCCCUUCCAGCAACCGCCCCGAGUCCCCCUGGCCGCCCCGGCCCAGUUCCCCCAGCAGCCCUUCAGCGGUCCUGGGGGACAGCUGCCACCCCCGGCCCCGGGGCAGKCCCCGCUGCCCCCGCAGCUCUACCAGCUCCCCGGACAGGACCAGCUGCCCCCCACGGGCCUCACCCCACAUCCGGGGGCCGUGCCCUUCCCCAGGACCCCUGCCCAGAGCGGACCCCCGGCCCUGGGGGCGCUCCAGACGGUGCCCCCCGGCUCCCCAGCGCUGCCCUUCUGCCCCAGCCCGGCCCCACCCAGCGCUCAGUUGCCCCCCGGGACCAUGGCCCUGGGCCCCCCCGCGCCCACCCCACCCACCCCGGCCCCCUCUCCCGGCCCCGUGCCGGGUACCGUGGUGGUCCAGGGCCCACUAGUCCCCUCCCCGGCUCCGUCUCCGUCCCCUGCCCUGCCUAUGCAGCCCCCGGCGCCGCGACCCUCGCCGGCUCUGCCCCCGCCGGGCGCCGGGGAUGCACCGUUCCCGCGGCAGAGCGCCUGCCCUGCCGACCUGCUGUCGUCCAGCCCCGAGAGCCAGCCCGGCGGCUCGGCCGCGCCCGGGGGGCUGCUGCAGCCCACUAAGGCGGGGGCGCAGGAGGGGCAGCGGCCCCGGGCCGUGCAGCUCAUCGAGGCCGACCCUUACGCGGAGCCCGAGCGCGUCCGGCGGCUGCUGGCGGAGCUGGAGCGGUUCCGCGCCCAGGCCGAGCGGCUGGAGCGGCCCGCACCAGGCGGUGGCUCCGAGCUGGACGCGCUCUGGAAGGAGCUGCAGGAGGCCCAGGAGCGUGACGCCCGGCAACGCUCCAUCGCCAUCGCCCGCUGCUACUCCAUGAAGAACCGGCACCAGGACAUCAUGCCCUACGACUGCAAUCGCGUCGUGCUGCGCUCGGGCAAGGAUGACUACAUCAACGCUAGCCGCGUGGAGGAUCUGUCCCCGUACUGCCCCGCCCUCAUCGCCACCCAGGCCCCGCUGGUCGGCACCGCCGCUGACUUCUGGCUCAUGAUCUACGAGCAGAAGGUGUCCGUGGUGGUCAUGCUGGUGUCCGAACAGGAGCUGGACAAGAAGGUGCUCCGGUACUUCCCGUCGGAGCGGGGCCAGCCGGUGGCGCAGGGCCCCCUGACCCUGGUGCUCACCAGCCUGCGGGUGACCCCCACGCACGUGGAGCGGAUGCUGACGCUGCAGUACCGUGACCAGAGCCUCAAACGUACCGUCGCCCACCUCCAGUUCACCUCCUGGCCUGAGCUGGGCCUGCCCGACAGCAAGGGGAGCCUCCUGCGCUUCAUCCAGGAGGUGCAUGGCCAUUACCUGCACCAGCGCCCACUGCACACUCCUGUCGUGGUGCACUGCAGCUCCGGCGUGGGCCGCACCGGCGCCUUCUGCCUGCUCUACGCCGCCGUGCAGGAGGUGGAGGCCGGGAACGGCAUCCCGGACCUGGCGCAGCUGGUGAGGCGCAUGCGGCAGCAGCGCAAGCACAUGCUGCAGGAGAAGCUGCACCUCAARUUCUGUUUCGAGGCCGUCCUGCUCCACGCCGAGCAGGUGCUGCUGCGCCAUGGCGUGGGUGGCCCUGCCUUGGCCAAGCCCCCCAACAGCACCUCCCCCAAGCUCUACUUCCAACAGGACCCCCAGGACCUGGUGCUGGGGGGGGACGUGCCCAUCAGCUCCAUCCAGGCCACCAUCGCCAAGCUCAGCAUCAAAACAGGGGGGCCCAGCACAGAGCCUGGGGAGGGCUGGGGGGUGGAUCCCGCUUCCCCCCCAGACCCUGUGGAUCCUGAGGUGCCACCRGUGAUUCCUGACGGCGUCGUGGACGGUGUCCCCGAGCUCCCUGCCCCGGAGCCACCCGUCCCCGAGCCAUCGGGUGACACUGAGAGCAGCAACCAUAUUGGGGGGGAGAGCCCCGAGGGGCCGGAGGGACCGCCAGAGCCCCCUGCUCCCCCCCCAGCUGCCGCCUCCUCCUCCUCACUGGAGCUCUUGGCCUCACUGACGCCAGAGGCCUUCAGCCUGGACGCCUCCCUCAAGGGCAAACAGCGCAUGAACAAGCAGAAUUUCCUGCAGGCGCAGCCGGGUGAGGGGCUCCGGAGGCCACGGCCCAGCGAUGACCCCCUCAGCAUGCUCGACCCCCUUUGGACCCUCAACAAGGCGUGAGGGGGGUGGGGGCCUCCCGGCCCCCAGCCCCACUUUGUUUGACUCCAGGUAGAACUGACUUUUUCAGCUCUUUGCUACUAAAAUAAAGCGAGUUUAUCUGCAGGGCCGGGUCGUGCUGCUGUCGGGGGUGGGAGGAUCAGRGCUCAGCCUAGCUCGGGUUAGUUCCGUUUAAUGGAUGUUCCUGCACACGUUAUAAAACACGAUCGGUACAAAAAGCGUCCCCUGUACAGCACAAAGGUACAGCUGGGCGAAGGCCACCCGCGGGGGGCUGGGCCAGGGUCCCGGGGGUCUCCCCUGGCCCAGGCCGGCGCCGCCUCUACAAUCACCG